Hibiscus syriacus is the source of this 507-nucleotide messenger RNA. RefSeq names its product late embryogenesis abundant protein 47-like. The record is from RefSeq and is a predicted model, not a curated record. The transcript has 3 exons. Lineage: Eukaryota; Viridiplantae; Streptophyta; Magnoliopsida; Malvales; Malvaceae. The coding region runs from base 1 to 507 and encodes 168 amino acids.
AUGGUAAAGUAUAACUGUUACAAGCCUAAAACGGAGAUCAUUUGCUCGGGAAGUUCAGAAGAUGUUGUGGGACAAUACUACCAAGAUGUGGGCCGCUCCGAUUCUCAAGGAGAUGUAGAUAUCACCAUAGGAGAAGCACUACAAGCCACCGCUCUUACAUCAGGAGAGAAGCCGGUGGAAUGGAGCGAUGCUGCCGCAAUACACGAGGCGGAAGUGAGAGCCACCGGUCGUAAAACCAUAAUGCCCGAUGGCAUCACCGCCGCGGCUCAGUCAGCUGCUACCCGCAAUGCUAGAACAACUAGAGAUGAGGAUAAGACUAAAUUGGGUGAAGUUCUCUCCAAUGCAUCGACGAAGUUGGCUUCAGAUAAGGGAGCAACAAGGGGAGAUGCGGAAUCAGUUAUGAGCGUGGAGAAAAGGGAUGAUCCCAACUUCACUACACAUCCGGCCGGCGUUGCUACUUCCAUAGCGGCAGCGGUUAGGCUCAACCGCAGACAGCGUCCGGGAUGA